CCAGACGGCUCCCCGCGGCAAUUUCUGCGCUAGUGGCUGCGCGCCCCCAGUGGUCCGGGUUUGCGCUGAAGUUGGGGAGCCGUGAGGAUGCCCCCAUGGGUGUCGCGCCCCGGCCUGGGCCGCACCUUGGGCUGGCAAGCCACGUGUGCCCGCCUCCGAUCCUCGGCAGAGGCGUCCUAGGCCAGGAGGAGCUGAAGUUCUGCGGCCCCGGCGUCCGCCCCGGGACGGUCCUUUCCGCUGCAACUUUCUCUGGAUAGAGGCCUCCUCUUUGGUGCUGAAGUCACGACCCCAUCGAUUUCUCCUUCCUCCCACCCCUCCCGCUCUCCUGCAGCCUGAGGGAACCCGAGGCGCAAAGGGCUGAGAAUGAGGCGAUAGUGGAGGAUGAAGACAUAGCCUUGGAGCCCCGAGGACAAUGAAACCGACGCCUUUGCUGCAGCUGGCGCUGCUUCUUGUCCUGCCCAGGAGCCUGAGGGGGAAAGGGUGUCCUUCUCCGCCCUGCAAAUGCCACCAGGAGGACAACUUCAGAGUCACCUGCAAGGAUAUCCACCGCAUCCCCAGCUUACCGCCCAGUACGCAGACCCUGAAGUUUAUAGAGACUCAUCUGAAAACCAUUCCCAGUCAUGCAUUUUCAAAUCUGCCCAAUAUUUCCAGGAUCUACUUGUCAAUAGAUGCAACUCUGCAGCGGCUGGAAUCACAUUCCUUCUACAAUUUGAGUAAAAUGACUCACAUAGAGAUUCGGAAUACCAGAAGCUUAACUUACAUAGACCACGGUGCCCUGAAAGAGCUCCCCCUUCUAAAGUUCCUUGGCAUUUUCAACACUGGACUUAGAGUAUUCCCAGACCUGACCAAAGUUUAUUCCACUGAUGUAUUCUUCAUACUUGAAAUUACAGACAACCCCUACAUGACUUCGAUCCCUGCGAAUGCUUUUCAGGGCCUGUGCAAUGAAACCUUGACACUGAAACUAUACAACAAUGGCUUUACUUCAAUCCAAGGACAUGCUUUCAAUGGGACAAAGCUGGAUGCUGUUUACCUGAACAAGAAUAAAUACCUGACAGCUAUUGACAAAGAUACAUUUGGAGGAGUUUACAGUGGACCAACCUUGCUGGAUGUCUCUCAUACCAGUGUUACUGCCCUGCCAUCCAAAGGCCUGGAACACCUGAAGGAAUUGAUAGCAAGAAACACUUGGACUCUAAAGAAACUCCCACUUUCCUUGAGUUUCCUUCAUCUCACACGGGCUGACCUUUCUUAUCCGAGCCACUGCUGUGCUUUUAAGAAUCAGAAGAAAAUCAGAGGAAUCCUUGAGUCUUUAAUGUGUAAUGAGAGCAGUAUUCGGAGCCUGCGUCAGAGAAAAUCUGUGAAAGCUUUAAAUGGUCCCUUCGACCAAGAAUAUGAAGAGGAUCUGGGUGACGGCAGCGCUGGGUACAGGGAAAACUCCAAGUUCCAGGAUACCCACAGCAACUCUCAUUAUUAUGUUUUCUUAGAAGAACAAGAGGAUGAGAUCAUUGGUUUUGGCCAAGAGCUCAAAAACCCCCAGGAAGAGACCCUACAGGCCUUUGACAGCCAUUAUGACUACACUGUGUGUGGGGGCAGUGAAGACAUGGUAUGUACCCCCAGGUCGGAUGAGUUCAACCCCUGUGAAGACAUAAUGGGCUACAAAUUCCUGAGAAUCGUGGUGUGGUUUGUUAGUCUGCUGGCUCUCCUGGGCAAUGUCUUUGUCCUGGUCAUCCUCCUCACGAGCCACUACAAACUGACUGUCCCACGCUUUCUCAUGUGCAACUUAGCCUUCGCAGACUUCUGCAUGGGGAUGUACCUGCUCCUCAUAGCCUCCGUGGACCUCUACACUCAGUCUGAGUACUACAACCACGCCAUCGACUGGCAGACAGGCCCUGGCUGCAACACAGCUGGUUUCUUCACCGUCUUUGCCAGCGAAUUGUCAGUGUACACACUGACAGUCAUCACCCUGGAGCGCUGGUACGCCAUCACCUUCGCCAUGCGCCUGGACCGCAAGAUCCGCCUCAGGCACGCCUACGCCAUCAUGGUUGGGGGCUGGGUUUGCUGCUUCUUGCUCGCGCUGCUCCCUUUGGUGGGAAUAAGCAGCUACGCUAAGGUCAGUAUCUGCCUGCCCAUGGACACCGAGACUCCUCUCGCCCUGGCGUAUAUUAUCCUUGUCCUGUUGCUCAACAUAGUAGCCUUUAUCAUCGUCUGCUCCUGUUACGUGAAGAUCUACGUCACAGUCCGGAAUCCCCAGUACAACCCGGGGGACAAAGACACCAAAAUUGCCAAAAGGAUGGCUGUGUUGAUCUUCACUGACUUCAUAUGCAUGGCCCCAAUCUCAUUCUAUGCUCUGUCGGCACUUAUGAACAAGCCUCUCAUCACCGUUACCAACUCCAAAAUCUUGCUGGUUCUCUUCUACCCACUUAACUCCUGUGCCAAUCCAUUCCUCUAUGCCAUUUUCACCAAAGCCUUCCAGAGGGAUGUGUUUAUCCUGCUCAGCAAGUUUGGUAUCUGUAAACGUCAGGCUCAGGCAUACCGGGGUCAGAGAAUUUCUGCAAAGAACAGCACCGGUAUUCAGGUCCAAAAGGUUACCCAAGACAUGAGGCAAAGUCUCCCCAACAUGCAGGACAACUAUGAACUGCUUGAAAACUCCCAUCUAACCCCAAAUAAGCAGGACCAAAUCUCAAAAGAGUAUAAGCAAACAGUUUUGUAA
Mesoplodon densirostris (Blainville's beaked whale) is the source of this 2707-nucleotide messenger RNA. It is a transcript of the gene TSHR, whose product is annotated as thyroid stimulating hormone receptor. Bases 413 to 2707 code for a protein of 764 amino acids. Gene Ontology annotation, biological process: G protein-coupled receptor signaling pathway. The record is from RefSeq and is a predicted model, not a curated record. Gene Ontology annotation, molecular function: thyroid-stimulating hormone receptor activity. The transcript has 11 exons. NCBI's taxonomy places the organism in Eukaryota, Metazoa, Chordata, Mammalia, Artiodactyla, Ziphiidae. Gene Ontology annotation, cellular component: membrane.